AUGUUGAGCGUCGUCACAAGCAGGUCGUAUUUAGUGUCCACCACAGCGACUGACUCGUCAGCACAGUCAGGACUGCGUCCCCGCGAGGAUGUGACUCGUCUUGUCGAGAAAGAGGUGCAAGAAGUAGAAGAUGUUAUACGCGGCAUUUACCCCGAGGCCGCCUUCAUCGAGUAA
This is a messenger RNA of Peronospora matthiolae, 174 nucleotides long. Lineage: Eukaryota; Oomycota; Peronosporomycetes; Peronosporales; Peronosporaceae. The record is from the annotation of a GenBank genome assembly.